UGUAAGGGCCAUGAGACGACCGACAUUUUCACCAUAUAAAAAAAUGUUCGUGAAAUUUAGCGAUAUUGAGGGACUGUCGGAAGGGGCCAUUGACGAUGGAGGGCCAACGAGGGAGCUUUUUCGGCUUGUUUUAACUUACAUUAAAGAUAGUCCAAUGUUUGUCGGUAACCGCAAAAAACUAUCACUUAACGCAGUUGCUUUGGAAAACAAGCAUUAUUUCGAAGCAGGCCGGAUCAUAGCUUUAUCGCUAAUACACGGAGGCCCUGCCCCACAUUUUGUUUCGGAUUUCCUCUUUAGUUUGAUAGUCGGAGAUGAGAAUACAAAACCCACAUUUGAAGAUGUAGAAGAGGAUGUCAGAUCGACCCUAAUACAACUAAAAAAUUGUGAUUGUCUUUCCGAUGCACAGAAUAUAGUUACGGACAACAAUAUAUUUUCGACUGCGGGAUAUAGUUUUAUUUUCAAGAUUGAAGAGAUACCAAAAGUUUUAGAGGGGACGGUCACAUUUUUUACUGUCACAAGAAUUAGCGAUGCUUUAUUUCAGUUCAUGGAAGGCCUCAAGACGUGCAACGUCUAUGAGUAUUUGACAAAAUAUCCUCAUCUAUUUAAAAGGUAUAUGUGCAAUGACAUAAUAGCAAUUACAGCAGAAGAUCUGGAUAACUUGUUUGAAGUAUCAUAUUCCGCCAUCGGUUCAAAUACACGAAAAGUCGAAAACAAGGUUAUUACCUAUUUUCGGGAUUUCCUGCUUGACUGUGAAGGUAAUAACUCUCAAGAUAUAUCUAGUACCUGCUCCCAUGGAAAGGUGUCAGUAACAGAUGUUAUGGUAUUUGCCACAGGUGCAGACCAUAUUCCUCCAUUAGGCUUUCGAACAAAGCCGCAAAUAGAAUUUUUGCACGGCGAUUCAAGUAUUUACCCAAAAGCAAAUACAUGUUCUCUGACGCUUCAAUUGCCAGUUGCACAUACGAAAUACGAAGAAUUUACAAAUGCUUUGAAUUUCUCAAUUGCCAAUUGCAAUUCUUUUGGGUUCUCGUAGUUUGUAAGUUAUCCAUAUU
Photinus pyralis (common eastern firefly) is the source of this 1049-nucleotide messenger RNA. RefSeq names its product G2/M phase-specific E3 ubiquitin-protein ligase-like. Lineage: Eukaryota; Metazoa; Arthropoda; Insecta; Coleoptera; Lampyridae. The transcript is spliced from 3 exons. The coding region runs from base 11 to 1030 and encodes 339 amino acids. The record is from RefSeq and is a predicted model, not a curated record. Gene Ontology annotation, molecular function: ubiquitin-protein transferase activity.